Molecule: messenger RNA, 476 nt
Organism: Balaenoptera acutorostrata (minke whale)
Lineage: Eukaryota; Metazoa; Chordata; Mammalia; Artiodactyla; Balaenopteridae
Product: serine/arginine repetitive matrix protein 3-like
Exons: 2
Coding region: 111-476 (121 amino acids)
Source: RefSeq, a predicted model, not a curated record
UGCACACGCGCGCGCACCGCUGCUCUCCCUGAGACACACUGGAGGAAAAGGUCAAACUAAAGGCGAGGGAGCCGGGAAGCCGGAGGGAGCCGCCGCUGCCGCCGCGCGCCAUGACGGACGCGGCCGAAGCUGCUUUCUCUCCGCCGACGCCGCCGAGCCGCUGCUUUCGCCGCGCCCCCUGCCCCCGCCUCCUGCGCCCCCUCCCCCGGCGCUCGCGCGUCCGCGCGCCCCCUCCCCCCCGGCGCUCCAGGCGCGCGUCGGGCCCGGGGCGCGCGCCGGCCGGAGCGGGAGAGGGAGCGGGAGCGGGAGCGGGAGCGGGAGCGAGGGUGGGGGCCGCGGCGGGCGGCCCGGCGGCCUCCUCGCGCGACCCCCGAGCCCCUCGCCCGGCCCCUCGGCCGGAGACCGCCAGGAAUCUCCUUCCUGAGGAAGAACGGGUGAUUGAUGCAUCGUCAAGGCCAUCAGCCGGGUUCCUCUAA